Molecule: messenger RNA, 2641 nt
Organism: Daucus carota subsp. sativus
Lineage: Eukaryota; Viridiplantae; Streptophyta; Magnoliopsida; Apiales; Apiaceae
Product: probable leucine-rich repeat receptor-like protein kinase At1g35710
Exons: 3
Coding region: 1-2556 (851 amino acids)
Molecular function (GO): protein binding
Source: RefSeq, a predicted model, not a curated record
AUGGCAAUAUUCAACAAGCCUCUUGUUCUUGUACUAUUCCUUGUUUUCAUUUCUAUACUUCCACUCUAUAUAACUUCAUCACCAACCACCGAAGGAGAAGCCCUUGUCAAAUGGAAGGACACUUUAUUCAACUCUUCUUCACUCCAUUCUUGGUCUUUAAACAAUCUCAGUAACCUUUGUAAUUGGACUGGCAUUACCUGCAAUCCUGCAGGAAUGGUUUCGGAGCUCGACAUUUCCGGUCAGAGACUGAGUGGAACACUGGCUCACGUCAACUUCUCCUCAUUUCCAAGUCUCACUUAUUUAAACAUGAGCGACAACUACUUAUCAGGCAGUAUACCAGUAGAUAUUGGAAAUGCAACACAACUUCAGUACUUGGAUCUCAACAACAACAAUCUUCAUGGGAAUAUUCCUUCCUCCAUAGGUCAACUCACGGAGCUUCAACAACUUGAUCUCAGUUUUAACUAUUUGAACUCUAGUAUUCCUCCUGAGCUUGGGUUGUGUACCAAGCUCAGUGUCUUGUCUCUAUAUAAUAAUUUUCUUACUGGGCCUCUGCCUUACUCCUUUUCGAAUUUAACCAGGAUUUCUAGACUAUACCUAGGUGGCAAUAAUCUUUCUGGUGAGCUCUCCCCUCAUCUCUUGAAUAAAUGGACUGAGUUAACUUCACUAGAUAUCUCGUACAAUACCUUGAGUGGUAAUAUUCCUUCUGAAAUUGGUAUGUUGACAAAUCUUACAUUCCUCGAUCUGAGUAAAAACCAUCUUAAAGGAACAAUUCCAAGAGAGAUAGGGAAGUUGAAUAAGCUUCAGGGAUUAUUCUUGUUAGGAAACCAUCUAGAAGGUUCAAUUCCAGCAACAAUCGGGGACCUGGCCAAAUUGGAAAUCUUAUAUCUGGAGUUCAAUAAUCUAAGUGGAACUAUUCCACCUGAGAUUGGGAACUUAACACUGCUUUAUUCUCUUCAUCUCUACAACAACCAAUUGAAUGGAACUAUUCCACCUGAGAUUGGACGCUUGAUAAAUCUCACAUAUCUUGAUCUCAGCAACAACCAAUUGAAUGGAAUCAUUCCACCUGAGAUUGGGAACUUAACACUGCUCCUCAGUCUUCUUCUCGACAAUAACCAAUUGACCGGAGAGCUGCAUGAUUCGGUUUAUCACUUAACUAUAUUGAAACUUGGCCUUUCUUCCAAUAGGUUUUCUGGCAGCAUUCCUCCUGACUUUGGGCGCCCAAACUUGUUUUACAUGGCUUUAGCUCGGAAUAACUUUUCCGGAGAAAUUCCCCCAACACUUUGCAAAGCGACAUCUCUUUGGAUUCUUGAUUUAUCAAGUAAUGAAUUAAAUGGUUCAAUUCCCAGCUGUCUAGGAAAUCUUAGCUCGAAUUUACAAAUAGUCAAACUCAGCAAGAAUCAAUUCAAAGGGACGCUGCCGACAUUUUGUACAACGAACAUUGUGAUUCUUGAUUUGUCAAGUAACAUGUUAGGCGGUUCACUUCCACACUGUUUGUUCACAAAUACGAGCAUUAAUCUUAAUAUACUUGAUCUUCAUGAUAAUCAACUUCAAGGGACAAUACCACAAAUCACCGCAAACUCAUGUAAAUUGACUACUUUCAACAUCAACAACAAUCACUUUCAAGGAUCAAUACCCUCAGCCUUGGCCAAUUGUAAGCAGUUACAAAUUCUAGAUUUUGGAAACAACAAAAUGAAGGACUCAUUUCCAUCAUGGAUGGUGGCUCUUCCAGAGCUGCAAAUUCUUGUCUUGCGAUCAAAUAGAUUUCAGGGUAACUUGAAAUUUAAGAAGAUGGAACAUCCAUUCUCCAAACUGCGCAUUAUGGAUCUCUCCCACAAUCAAUUCAAUGGCAAUCUACCAAUCAAUUUUUUUGAUAAUUUCAAACUCAUGGGAAAUUCAGAUCAAAACAUUGGUUUGAAUACAACGGAUAGAAGACAAAGAUCAUAUUAUGAAGCUUCUGUUUCGUUGAUCAUCAAAGGAAUGGAGUUUGAAGUGAAAAGAAUUCUCAAUAUCUAUACAAGUAUAGAUCUAUCCAGCAACAAGUUUGAUGGUAGAGUUCCACAAAUCAUCGGAGAACUUAAAUCACUCAGGCUGCUCAACCUUUCACACAACAGCUUUACAGGCCAUAUACCAUCUCUGAAAAAUAUGAGCACACUUGAAUCUUUAGAUUUGUCUUCAAACCAAUUGGCCGGCAACAUUUCAUGGCAACUGACUGGCCUGACAUUUCUUUCAACCUUGAACCUUUCAGAAAACCAUCUUUCUGGAGCUAUUCCACAUGGAGGCCAAUUUGACACAUUCAGUAAUGAUUCAUUUCUGGGUAACUUGGAUUUGUGUGGAGGCCCUUUGACAAAACAAUGCAAAGAUGAUGAGUUGCCAGCAGAGGAAGUUGAUACUGUUGGUGUUGGUUGGUUUGAUUGGCAAAUGAUCCUAAUAGGUUAUGGAAGUGGAUUGGUAUGCGGAUUGUCCACGGGAUAUCUUGUUUUCACAACUUUUAAGCCUUUACGGUUUGUGAUAUUCAUUGAGAGAGUUCAACAAAAGUUGGUCGAUAGAUAUAAUUAAGAAGAAUGCAUUUUUUAUUGUUGUAAUGGAGUAUUUAAAAAAAGGUUGUAUCUCAAUCUUUCUAUUUUUAAUCCUAAAAUUUUAA